This is a messenger RNA of Anopheles cruzii, 1542 nucleotides long. Its product is annotated as cytochrome P450 6a8-like. The coding region runs from base 3 to 1520 and encodes 505 amino acids. NCBI's taxonomy places the organism in Eukaryota, Metazoa, Arthropoda, Insecta, Diptera, Culicidae. The transcript has 2 exons. The record is from RefSeq and is a predicted model, not a curated record. Gene Ontology annotation, molecular function: monooxygenase activity; heme binding; oxidoreductase activity, acting on paired donors, with incorporation or reduction of molecular oxygen.
AGAUGCUGGCAGUGAUUGGAACGGUUUUUCUCGCGCUUCUCGCCUUGUGCUACGUUUGGGUCAGAGAACGACGGUACCGCUUCUGGGCCGACCGUUCCGUGGCCUUCAUCGCGCCACAGUUUCCGUACGGCAACUUCAAGACGCUCGGCAAGGUCGAACACAUUGCACCCAUUACGCAGCGACAUUACGACCACUUCAAGCGGCUUGGGGUGCCGUACGGCGGGGUGUUUAUGCUCACGACCCCACUGCUCUACAUUUUCGACACCGAGCUCAUCAAAACGCUGCUGGUGAAAGACUUCCAGUACUUCCCGAACCGGGGCGUGUACUUCAACGAGCGCGAUGAUCCACUGUCGGCGCACAUGUUCGCCAUCGAGGGCCAGAAGUGGCGCACGCUGCGCACCAAGCUCUCACCCACGUUCACUUCCGGCCGGAUCCGAACGACGCUUCCGCUGGUGAUCGAGGUUUGCCGGCGCUUCCGGGACCACGUGCGGGCAGUGGUGGUCGACGGUGAGUCGAACGUGGUCGAAGUGCACGAUCUGUUGUCGCGAUACACAAUCGAUGUGAUUGGAGCGUGUGCGUUCGGGAUCGAGUGCAACAGCUUCCGCGAGCCGGACAACGAGUUCCGCCGGUACGGGAAGAUCGCGUUCGACAAGCUGCCCCACUCGCCGCUCGUCGUGUACCUGAUGAAGGCAUUCCGAGGGUACGCAAACCGCCUCGGCAUGAAGCAACUGCACGACGAUGUGUCCCGGUUCUUCCUGGGCGUCGUCCGGGACACGGUCGAGCUCCGGGAGCGGGAGAAAAUCGUCCGGAACGACUUCAUGGAUCUGCUGUUGAAGCUGAAAAACACUGGCUGCCUGGAGGACGGUGGCGAGCAGAUUGGACACAUCACGUUCGAGGAAAUAGCGGCCCAAGCGUUCAUCUUCUUCACCGCCGGCUACGACACGUCCUCGACGGCCAUGACCUACACGCUGUACGAGCUGGCGCUGAACCAAGCGGCACAGGAGAAGGCACGGGCCUGCGUCCGGGAAACAAUGCAGAAGUACGACGGCCAGCUUACGUACGAAGCCUUGUCCAAUAUGCCGUAUCUGGAGCAGUGCAUCAAUGAGACGCUUCGCAAACAUCCCCCGGUGGCGAUCCUGGAGCGCAACGCCGAUAAAGACUAUCGGAUGCCAAACAGUGGGUUGGUUCUGCGCCGCGGUCAAAAGGUCAUGAUACCAAUCUACGCCAUGCACCACGAUCCGGAUCACUUCCCCGAACCGGACGAGUACCGGCCGGAGCGAUUCUCUCCGGAGGAGGUAGCCAAGCGUGAUCCGCACUGCUACUUGCCGUUCGGUGAAGGUCCCCGGAUCUGCAUCGGCAUGCGCUUCGGGUCGCUCCAGGCGAAGGCAGGGCUGGCGAGCCUGCUGGAUACGUUUCGGUUCAGUGUGUGCCCCCAAACGCAGAUACCGGUGCAAUACUCUCGGACCAACUUUAUUCUAGGACCGGCGAACGGAGUACAUCUGCGCGUCGAGUUACUGUGAAACGUUUCAAGUCCAAGGUCGC